AUGUGUAGUCCAGCGUCUACGCUCCUGCUUAAAAAACAGUUAUGUGAACUGAGUAAAAGUGCAACUGAAGGUUUUUCAGCAGGCUUGGUUGAUGAUGACAAUAUUUUCAAGUGGCGAGUGUUUAUUAUGGGGCCACCAGACACUCUCUAUGAGGGUGGCUAUUUUCAUGCAGAACUAGACUUCCCACAUGAUUACCCCGAACACCCUCCGAAGAUGCGGUUCCUAACUGAUAUCUGGCACCCGAAUAUCGCCCGAGACGGAGAUGUUUGUAUAUCUAUCCUUCACGAGCCUGGAGAAGAUCGGUGGGGCUACGAAAGACCCGAGGAACGAUGGCUUCCGGUGCAUACUGUAGAAACAAUUAUUACUUCUGUCAUUUCUAUGCUUGCCGAGCCUAAUCCUGACAGCCCUGCUAAUGUUGAUGCAGCUAAGGAAUUUAGGGAGGACUUUGCGGAGUUCAAGCGAAAAAUUCGUUUAACAAUGCUUAGUUAUUCGCUAAUGAGUUUUUCAUUGCUAUUUGGUUGUAACGUGCCAUUUGCUUUUUCUUCAGCUAAACAUUACAUCAUUUACUGA
This is a messenger RNA of Schistosoma turkestanicum, 570 nucleotides long. The record is from the annotation of a GenBank genome assembly. NCBI's taxonomy places the organism in Eukaryota, Metazoa, Platyhelminthes, Trematoda, Strigeidida, Schistosomatidae.